AUGCACCUCACCCAGCUCAAUCGGGAAUGCCUUUUACAUCUGUUCUCUUUUCUGGACAAAAAUAGUAGGAAAAGUUUAGCAAAAACAUGUCACAAGAUGCUGGAAGUGUUUCAGGAUCCUUUACUUUGGUCAUUGCUGAACUUCCAUUCUCCAGCGGAACUGAAGAAGGAUAACUUUCUCCUGGGACCUGCUUUAAAAUACUUAUCCAUCUGCUGGUAUUCAGAGAGAGUCAAGGUGUGUAACAUUGAGGACUGGAUGAAAAACACGUUCCAGAAAGACUUCUGUAACAGACAUGAAAACACUGUCAGUGACUUUUUACUAGAAGUUUGCAACAGAUGUCCAAACCUGCUGUCUCUGACCCUCUCUGGAUGUGGCCAUGUUACAGACGAUUGCAUCCUGCUGCUUCUCCAGAGCUGCCCACACCUCAAGACACUCAAGUUGGAAAACUGUGUGCGGAUCACUGAUCAGACCCUGGAAGCAGUGACCCUCUACGGGGCAUCACUGCAAACGCUCCAUGUGGAUUUCUGCCGGAACGUAACACAGACUGGGCUGGAGAAGGUCAGGGAAAAACGGCCUUUGGUAACCCUGAGAGCAGAGAGGAGUGCUAACAUGAUUCCAGACAGUAAGCCAGAAAAAAAGUUGAUGCUUGAAAAAGCAUCAAGGAAAUUGGUUCAGCUUUAAGUACAAAGUGUAUAAACUUGGGUCAGUGUGGGUAAUGCACUUCACCUCCACUCGUGGCUACUCCUCUGCAAGCUGGUUUAAGUCCAAACAGCUGGUUGACAGGUUUUGCAAAGGCUGCUCUGGGGCACGUAUCUCCACCAGGACAGUCUGUUCCUUGAAACUGGAAAACCUUGUGUUGCUGUCUAAAAAUGCUGGACUUGACUGAGGCUGAAAACUGCAAUUUAGUCACCCUUGUGUCAUAGAUGGGUGGCAUACACCUCGCUCAGAAGAGAGAAUCAGGAAUGUAUUUUAGUGAGCUAAAAUAAUAAUUUAACAGUUCAAUAAAUCUGAUUAAAUUUAACAAGGAUUUGUCAAGGCUCAGUAAGCUUGAUGGCAAGGUUCACCUUAUUAAUUACUGCAUGGAACACACACAAAGGAAAAUGGAAUUAGUCAAGUUAGAAGGAUUCACACAGAGACUGGAAAUGCAGAGAGGAAAGAAGACCCUCCCACUGAGUCACAAGCUCCAGUGGACCCCCUUGCUUUGUAAACUCCUUACAUAAUGGGACAGAGCAUAGAGCUGUAGCAGAUGGUACUUCAGGGCAAGGAUUAACAAGUUUCUGUUAAAGGAUAUAUCCAUAUGGGCUUUCCAUCUGCUAAGUGUGACAGCCAUGCCACGUAAGAUCUUUCCAGCAAAAGCAGAGUACCUGACAGCCAUCACUUCCUCAGUGAUUACAUUUGUCUCUGAUUUGUCUGGCUUAUUUAUUAAAUGAGCAAUAUGCACAAAACCCUGUCUGACUCUCUGCAGAACAUGCUUUGACAAGAUACACCAAGUUACUUCUUUUAAGUUGACGUAAAGAAAGCACCAUUUGAACAAAUGCUAGUUUUCCUAACUAACCUAUAGGAGAAGACAGUGACUUAAAAUCUGUAUCUUUAAAUGCUAAAAUCAGGAACACACAAAUCUACAUAAACACCUGUUUUUUCACUGCAAAGUACAAGCCAAAUAGCAAUUUUCACCACAAAGCACAAAGCCUGUCUCAAACCCCAGGCUUUACUCUGUGUGAGCAUGUCCUCAAAUUCUGCUUUCCCUUUCCAUUUUGUUCACCAGUUCUGACAUGAAUUCCGAAUUCUGACUCUCAGAGAACACACCAUAAUACACAAUUCUGCUCAUUCUUGCUGAACUUGGGGGAUGCUGAACAUCCCUUAAAUGGCUCUCCCAUUCAGUACCACCCACUGAAGAACUUCAGGCUUACAGAGAAGACAGGUGGCUAAAUCUGGCUGCCCAUAACUGCUUCCCUAGAGGACCAGAUGUCAGUCCAGCUUAGAUGUCAAACAGAAGGCUGCAUACAGGCCAGUGGGACAAACUAUGGUUCUGAUGAGUUCCAGCUUCAAGUCUACAGCAAUUAACAUUUCAUUUUAAAUUAAAACUAAAGCAAAUUUAGAAAUACUAGCUUUUGGAAAUAGCGGUCUGUCCCAGGAGAGAGUCAGCUUUUCUGUCCCAUUACACAACAACUGCUCAAGACUUCAUCACUACAGCAGCCUCUGUGCACACAACAGAGCAAGCCUGUUCCUCAUGGACAUGAGGGGCUCUGCGACUUGAUAAUUAAUCCUCCUGCACCGGUAACAUGUUGAACACGGAUUAAAUCUGCUAGUUAAACACAUAUGAACUGGAACCUGCAUUGCUGGAAUUCAAGUAUAUCAAGACUGUCAUGGUGUAGAAUAAUCUCAUAGCUUUGUUGCAUUUUAAGAGUUGUAUCUACAAAUACAGAUUUGCAGACUUA
Apus apus (common swift) is the source of this 2438-nucleotide messenger RNA. RefSeq names its product F-box and leucine rich repeat protein 22 (gene FBXL22). Gene Ontology annotation, molecular function: protein binding. Bases 1 to 681 code for a protein of 226 amino acids. Gene Ontology annotation, cellular component: SCF ubiquitin ligase complex. NCBI's taxonomy places the organism in Eukaryota, Metazoa, Chordata, Aves, Apodiformes, Apodidae. Gene Ontology annotation, biological process: SCF-dependent proteasomal ubiquitin-dependent protein catabolic process. The record is from RefSeq and is a predicted model, not a curated record. The transcript has 2 exons.